Messenger RNA from Cyclopterus lumpus (lumpfish), 1891 nucleotides. RefSeq names its product 4F2 cell-surface antigen heavy chain. Lineage: Eukaryota; Metazoa; Chordata; Actinopteri; Perciformes; Cyclopteridae. The record is from RefSeq and is a predicted model, not a curated record. The coding region runs from base 199 to 1776 and encodes 525 amino acids. The transcript is spliced from 9 exons. Gene Ontology annotation, biological process: amino acid transport.
UCAGAAGUCUGCGACGCCCUGCGCGUCACCUGAUCUUUACGUGGGAAAGCAGGUAACUGCAUUGAUUGAAACACCUGCGUAAAAUAGAUCGUGACAGGAGAGAAGUUGCGUUCAGGUAGGUGACGGCAGAGCUGCAUGCGGAGUGUGAGUGCACUUCACAGUGUAGAAACGUAGAGUCCUGCAGCACCUGUCGUCAACAUGGAGCAGACUGAGGAGCCGGGCAGGAUGCCUCUGAACGCUGGAGCCACCGGGUACGGCAGCGUGGCAGGCCCCCGGCUGUCGGCCAGCGCGGGCGGCUCGGAGUCGGCCCCGCUGCUCAUCCCGGAGCCUGAACCGGAGCCUUUCCAGCAGUGGCAGCCCCUGACCAAGGAGGAGCUGGAGGUCGCCGCGGGGGGUCCCGGGUGGAGGAAGGCGCGUUGUUCCCUGAUGCUGAUGUUCUGGCUGGCGUGGCUGGCCAUGCUCGCCGUCGCCAUCGCCAUCGUCGUAAUGAGCCCGCGCCCCGUUGAAACGCCACUCAAGUGGUGGCAGAAGUCGCUGUUCUACCGGCUGCAGCCUGACCUGCUCACGGAGAAGCACGCCGGCGGGUCAGGGGGCCUCGAUGCACUGUGUGAGCAGCUGCCCUACCUGAGGGCCCUGGGUAUAGGAGCUCUAAUCCUGGAGGGUCUGUUUGACAAGAAGGCCUCUCCUUCGAACCUCAAUGCCACUGGUGAAAGAUUUGGGGCUUUGCCUCAGAUCCAGCAUCUGCUUGCAGAGAGCAACAGAGCAGAUCUCAAAGUGGUGUUGGAGGUCUGUGAAGUGGAUCUAUUGGGGCCUCAGGAUGUAGCGGGAAACGAAGACAACACAUCAAAACUCUCUGCCACAGUACAAAAAUAUGCAGAUACUUUUCCACUUCGGUUCUGGUUGGAGCAGGGUGUGGCAGGCUUUGCAAUCUGUGACACAGAUGCAGAGUAUUCAGGAAAGACACUCCUGGAGUGGAAAGGUGUCUUUAACGAAUUCAGCAGUGAGGAGAAGGAAAGGAUUGUGGUGGUCAAACAGACAAAGGACGUUUUGCUGCCUCUAAAAUCCUUCAGCCAGGGCAAUGUUCCGCUGGUGGAUGUGGUCAUGAGGUCAAUUCUUCCAUCUUCACAACACCUCCUGUCUGCUAAGGAAGUCGCUGCUGCCAUAGAGACACACCUGCAAACAAGUGUAGAAGACAUAUGGCCCAGCUGGACAGUUGGAGGUAAAGCAUCCAUUGACUUGAAGGAAUUACUCCUGUUAUUGGUGAUGACUCUGCCAGGGUCACCUGCAGUACAGUAUGACGAAGACCUCGACCAAGUACAGAAUGUGUCUCUGAAAGUCGUCUCAUCACAUAGAGACACAAACAAAUCAUCAGACACCCACACAGACGAGGAGAAGAAGCGUUCAGUUGCAGCUCUCUUCUCCACCCUCAGUCACUCCAGAGCCAGAGAAGAAGCUCUUCUGUUUGGCAGUUUUACUUUCCUCCCCUUCAAUUCUUCCACCUACUCCUCCUCAUCUAACUCCACUCUUCCCUCUCCAUCCCCACCGAUCCUGGCCUUCUUGCGCUCCUGGGGUUGUGUCCACUUCCUCAUUCUGCUCAACGUCGGGCCGGAGCCUGGAGCCCUGGAGCCCACCCGGGCCCCGAGCCUGCCCAAAGCUGGGGUCUUUGUGGCCAACACAAGAAUGGACCGCAUGGGUUCGACAACUCUGGACACAUUGGAACUGCGGCCCCAUGAAGCCAUCGUCAUCAAACUGUUCGAGCCAGGAAGCUACUCGUAGAGCUCAGCAGUCAAUUGUGAGGAGAUUUAGCCGUCUGGAUCUGUUUUCCACACAGAAGCACACAUGUCUGACACAAUUGUUCGAUGUGUUCUGGUCACGGAAAAUAUGCAUGUGG